This is a messenger RNA of Ruditapes philippinarum (Manila clam), 5835 nucleotides long. RefSeq names its product vacuolar protein sorting-associated protein 33B-like. NCBI's taxonomy places the organism in Eukaryota, Metazoa, Mollusca, Bivalvia, Venerida, Veneridae. Bases 18 to 1844 code for a protein of 608 amino acids. Gene Ontology annotation, biological process: vesicle-mediated transport; intracellular protein transport. Gene Ontology annotation, cellular component: CORVET complex; lysosome. The transcript has 18 exons. The record is from RefSeq and is a predicted model, not a curated record.
ACCUACAAAUUACCAAGAUGGCUGCAGCGGGAAAUGAGAAAUUUCCCGAUAUGACUCGGUUGAAUAAGAAGAGUAGACAAGAUAUCGAGAGAUGCCUGAAUGAGUUUCAGGGAAGAAAAGAUUUGGUGCUAGAUCCUGACUUAAUGAAACCAUUAGAUAGAAUCACAGGAGGAGCUGCUUUCCUAAAGGAUAAUGGUGUUGAUAAAAUUUUCAAACUGGACAGAGCGGACAAACAGAUAAAAUUAGUUGGAUGUGACAGGCGCGUGUAUUUGGUGAGGCCGAAGAUAAACAUUAUGAAGAUUAUAGCUGAUCAUAUAUCAAGCGAGCAGUCACGAGGCGAGAAUAGAAAAUACAGAAUUGUAAUGGUGCCAAGACGGUUAUUUCUGUGUGAGAUGAUAUUAGAACAGGAAGGAGUGCUGGGACACUGUGACCUUGAUGAAGUCGACCUUAACCUGUUGCCAUUGGAUACAGAUAUACUCUCCAUGGAAACGCCAGAAUUCUUCAAGUCUUUUUACCUGGAUAGUGACCUGACGUUACUACAGACAGUGAGUAAAUCUGUUCAUACAAUACAAGGAAUUACAGGAGAAAUACCCAAUGUGUACUGUCUCGGACGUGCUGGAAAGAUGUGUUACGAGUUAUUGAAGCAGAUGACUGGAGAACGACUGAUACAGCCAGAUUAUCCACGAUCAGAGAUAGGACAUUUGUUUCUCAUUGAUAGAGGUGUAGAUUUCGUGACACCAUUAUGUUCGCAAGUAACAUACGAGGGUCUCCUGGACGACAUGUUUGGUAUACAGUGCGGUUGUGUCGAGUUUGGAAAAGACAUUACCCAGAAAGAUCAACCGGUCAAGGUCAGACUUAAUAGUGAAGACGAGAUGUACGAAGCUAUACGAUGCCGCCACUUUACCAAUGUGUUUGAUUUUCUUAAAAGUAAAGCCCAGGAUCUACAGUCAUUGUCUGAUAAAAGAAAAGAGUUUACAAAAGUUAAGGAUAUGAAAGACUUUGUGGCAAAUGAUUUGAGAAAACUGAACCAGUCAAAGGCUAACCUCACAUACCAUAUUGGAGCAUGUGAACAGAUUAUUCAAAAGAAAAACAAGGGAGAUUUCGUAGAGUAUAUGCAAACAGAGCAUAGUCUGUUAGAGGGUACAGCAUUGCGAGAAAACUUAAAUUAUAUUGAAGAAAGUAUAAACAAACAGAAUUCUUUAAUGUCAAACUUAAAAUUAAUGUGUUUGACGUCUUUAACAAACGAUGGCAUUCCAGCAAGAGAUUACAAGUCGCUGAAAACACAAUUUGUUCAGAGUCAUGGGUUUGAGCAACUGAUAACAUUCCAUAAUUUAAAGAAAGUUGGGUUGCUAAGGGAACAGGAAGUGUCUUCUCAGUCCCGGGUGUCAGCUGGUGUUGCUGCCUUAACUAGGAACAGUUCCUUUAAAAAUAUUCGUAAAAGACUUAAUUUGAUACCCUCAGUUGAUGUGGAUUUACGAAGCCCUUGUGAUAUGUCAUAUGUGUUUAGUGGAGCCUACGCACCUCUGUCAUGUAAACUUGUUGAACAGGUGUUACAGAGAGAAGGUUUUAGCGGGAUGGAGGAGAUAACUAAACAUAUACCUGGAAGUGUUCACGCUGAUGUUAAACUGAGAACACCUGGUAAAGGUAUAAAGGGAAUGACUAAUCAGCCAGGUCGUCCUGCACCAGUGGUUCUUGUAUAUUUUAUUGGUGGAUGUACUUAUUCUGAAAUAGCUGCCCUCAGAUUUCUAGGCAAACAACAAGGAUACAAAUUCAUUGUGGCUACUACAUCAUUAUUCAAUGGUAACAGUAUGUUAAAUACAGUUAUAGAGAAAUCACCUCUCUAGUGAUACAGAAAAUAAAAUUGUGAUAUAUACAUACUAACACUGUGAUAAAGCUGAUUUUGACUCGUAUGAACUGAAUAUUAAUUCAGGUAAACAUAAUGAAAAUGCAGUGUUUAUGUGUGAAGCAUCUAUGAAGCAUUUGUGAAGCAUCAGUACUAUUUAAAGUAGGUAGACAUGUGCAGAGAAGCAACUGUGCUGAUAAACUAAGUGAUAGGAUUUCAACUCUGUAAUGUAUUCAACAUCAAGAUCUUACCUAAAAAGAUGACACUUCAGAAAUGAGUACAGCUGUUAAAGAGAAUUCUUGAAGAUUUGAAAGGUUUGGUUACAUAUUUAUUGGGAGCAGAAGUUAUAUUAUGUGAGCUAUUAAGCUUUAAUGUGUGAAAAAUUAGGGGAGUUAUAAAAUGUUAAUGUUAACAAGUGGUAUGACCAUGUUUUAUAAGCAUUUAUAUUUAAAGACAUGGGGCCUUGUUCAUGUGUAAUUGUUGAGAUAGGUUUUUUUAUGAGUUGUUUAUUCAGUAUUUGAAUGUAUAGUGAGUACAGACUCGUAUCAUUGGUCCUACAUGAUUUCAAUCAUAAAUUUUCUGGAAGGCAUAGAAAAUUAGCUUUCAUUCUACAGUGUUUUACCAAAAGCAAACCACUAACAUUUAGUGGGGCAGAGUAAUUUAAUUUUGUCAUAAAAUUGGUCAUGUCAUAAACAUGUAAGACAUCUUUUGAUGAAAUUCCCCCUUCUGAGUGUAAGUAGUCUCAUGUUUAUGAGCAUCUUUCUUUUUAUGCCCCCACAAAGUGAGGUGCAUAUAGCGUUGCACUUGUCCAUCCGUACGUCCUGAAAUCUUGUGAACGCAACUCCUCUUAAAUCGGAUGGCAGAUUUUGCUUAAACUUCCAGGGAUGAACAACCUUAAUGUGUAGAUGGUAGUAAAGGAAGGAAUUUUCGCUGCGACCAAAUUUAACAGAAUUAUGGCCCUUUGUUGAUUUUUUCACUAUAUAAUAUGUAGAAAUUUUGUGAAUGUAACUCCUCUUAAACCGGAUGGCAGAUUUUGCUGAAACUUGCAGGGAUGAACAACCUUAAUGUGUAGAUGGAAGUAAAGGAAGGAAUUUUUGCUGCAACCAAAUUUAACAGAAUUAUGGCCCUUUAGUGAUUUUUUCACUAUAUACCAUAUAGAAAUUUUGUGAACGCAACUCCUCUUAAACCUGAUGGCAGAUUUUGCUUAAACUUGCAGGGAUGAACAACCUUAAUGUGUAGAUGGAAGUAAAGGAAGGAAUUUUUGCUGCAACCAAAUUUAACAGAAUUAUGGCCCUUUGUUGAUUUUUUCACUAUAUACCAUAUAUAUGUUGUCAGUGGGGGCAUCCGUGUCCUUUGGACACAGUUCUAGUUUUGUAUUGACGUCAUCCUUGCAAUUUGUACUGACAUAAUAUUAUAUAUAUAUUUGAAAGUUUGUACAAUUACACAAUUUGGUAACCAGAUGAUAAUUUCUCGUUUAUCAGUUGUGCAAAUAGCAUUUGUGCCCGAUAAGAGUAGGCAUGAGUCUUCUUUACAUUCUUUUUCCUAUCUGUUACUCUGUAGCAACAGCAAACCUCUAUUUUGGUUUCAAUUUGUCUUGUUUUAACGGGUGGAUGCAUUCAAGUACCAAAGGACAUUUUAUUUCUAUAACACUGGGAAGCUUUUCCAUCAGUUGUGAGAAUGCCAUCAUUGCUACAUCCAAGCCCUGGAUAUUUGGGUUAAUCCAGAGUUUUGUAGCUGUCACAGUUUAGAUUCUUAUCUAGACUUGCUCUGUACUGAUACGCUUUUAGGCACAUUUGUUCUUCCAUAUUGUAAUGCUUUCAGGUCCGGAAGAGUAGUAGCUGUAAUAGGUGAUACUUUCCUCGGUCAGUUUUUACAUGUACUAUCUCCUUUAACUGUUGAUGCUGUGAUGCGUAACUGUCUUCAUCGGUGCAAUUCCUUUGACUCAGACUGAGUUUGUCACAGAAGUUUUUGGUGUCAAGGAGACAUGCAUACAAAUUGCAUUUUUGGAAGUGUUAAUGUUCCAUUAAAAAUACUUAUUAUAAGUUUUAAGUAACUUUAAGUAACUCAUAUCAAAUAUUUGUAACAAUAAACAGCAAAAUUACAAAUGUUGUGAAAUGAACUGAAUGCUUGCAGGCAGUCUUAUUUUUUCUUCUUCUCUACAGAGCAACAGAUAAGGUGCGUAUUUGCGUAUUUACGCAAUUAAUUUUAUAAAAUACGCAAUUGAUUUUUUAAGAAUGCGCAAUUGUCUUAAAAACCCGUGCGUAUUGUCAUUUUUAUCACCGCAAAAUUAAUCUGUCGUACACUCGUAGUUUUGGACAAAUAAUAUCGAUAUGCAUGAUAUCCGAAUAUUCCCGAAUCAAUGCUAACUAAUCAACGGUCUCCGGUCUUCGACGGUCCCCGGUCUCAAAAGACAGACUAAGCAUGAGACCGUCGAUUUGUCUACUCAGGUUGACGGUCUUUACAGACCGGCAGAGACCGUUGAUUUUGCGGAGACCGUCAAUAAGUAUGUCCCAGCUGUAUCAAUAGACGCUUUGAAAAGCAAUAUGGCGUCGUACAAAGUGAAAAUGAUUUGAAAAAGUUAAAAGUUAUAUUCGUUGGUCUUCUAUAAAAGUCAUAUCCAUGAAAGACAGAUGAUACUGAAUAUGACUUAUAGAUCAUAAAGGGUUUUUUUUUUCUCCAUACGAUAUUUUUUUCAUAAUAAAAUGAAAUAAUAUGCCAUAAAUGGUUCAAUUUGAUACAUAAAUAAAAAUGUUACAUGUUAUAUUCGUUGCAUGUUCUAAAUAAAAGUCACAUCCGUAGUGGAAAGAAGAUACUGAAUAUGACUUUGUAAGUUACAUAAUUAUAUUGCACCUUCUGUAUAAAAGUCAUAUCCGUAGUGGACUGAAGAUACCGAAUUUGACUUUUAUUUUAUAAAUUAAUUUUUGUUUUAUGAUGUUUUCUUGAUACAAUGUUUUAUAAUAAUAAAAUGAUUUUACAUGCAAAAUAUCGUUAAUUUUUGUCAAUAAAUGAAAAAGUUGUAAGUUAUAUUCGUUGCGUUUUCUAUAAAAGUCAUAUCCGUGAAAGACAGAUGAUACCUAAUAUGACUUAUAGAUCAUAAAGGUUUUUUUUCUCCAUACAGGCGCCUCUUCCCGUACAGGGUGAUUACCGACUGAGUGGUGGUCGUCACAUUCAUUGUGGUAGUCUCUAGUCGGUGCGCCAUGCGCCUCAUCCCGUACUGGGUGAAUGCCGACUUUCGAUUUCUUGUUGACUCUCUUUGUGGAAUUCAUCUGGAUUGUACUUUCAGUACUUUGAUUCUCCUCAACGUUGAUGAUUUCGUGUGUCAGAUGCUCAAACUUAUUUUUGGUUGUAAUUGGAUUCUGACAGUUGUCCCUUUUUGAUUUGUUCCAGUUCAACAGAUAAGGCAUUUUCUGGAUCGAUCUCCUGGUUACAUUAGCAACCAGUGGAACAAUGUGGUUUGCUUUCUAAGGGUUAGUUGAAGUUGGUUGCUCCCUGGGCAGACUUAGGCUUGUCCACAUCAGGUAAAUGGUGCCCUGUUCUGGAUCUGCGAAUGGUGGUCUCAGUAAAGUGUUCAUUGUUUUAAAGUUAUAGUUAGUUGUUCCGUUUACUGCAGGGUAAAUUACCUGAAUUGGCAGAUUGAGAAGUCUUGAUGUGGCCAUAAACAUGUGCAUAGACGAAUACGUCCCUGGACGCGCACAAUUAAUACAGUCCUUAUCAAAAGUCGGAGCUAAUACGGUGAGUCUCCUGAACUGUGAUUGAGUAGUGAUUUGUGAUUUAUUCAACACCAAUUCCAUACAACACCUAUAUCUUAAUUCAGUACUACGGGAUUCAUUACCACGUAGAAGUGUUGACACAGAGUUGAAGAAACAGUCAAUGUCGGGUGUACUGUAAAGUGCUGUCUUAUCUGAGGUGUGACAGUGUGCCAGCAGCGUGUUGCUUAUUUGGUCUUGUUCAUGUUGUUGGAAUUCAGAAUGCAAGGAGGUAUCACACGGCAC